Molecule: messenger RNA, 933 nt
Organism: Brachypodium distachyon (stiff brome)
Lineage: Eukaryota; Viridiplantae; Streptophyta; Magnoliopsida; Poales; Poaceae
Exons: 2
Coding region: 148-690 (180 amino acids)
Source: RefSeq, a predicted model, not a curated record
CAUCACUCCCCCACCCCACUCGCCCCCCACCCCCUUUAACCCCCAUCACCGCCGCGCCCAGCCGCCGACACAAAGGCCCGCCUCCCCUCCCCUCGCCUCGGCCCGCAGCGUGGCCGAACCAUCCAGCCACCGUCUGUGCGCGCGGCCAUGGCCGGUGGGCCGUCGUCGUGGGGCCCGAGCCCCGCGGCCGUGACGGCGCUGGUGGCGCUGGUGGGGCUCGGCCUGGCCGGCUACAUCGUCGGGCCCCCGCUCUACUGGCACGUGGCCGAGGCGCUGGGCCGCUCGCCGGGCGCCUGCCCCGCCUGCGCCUGCGACUGCGACGCGCUCCCGCUGCUCUCGCUACCCGAAGACUGUGGCAAACAAUUCAAGGAGGUUAGCAGCCGUGCUUCCGGUGAAGAAACAGAGAAGAGUUUCACGGAGCUACUGAUAGAAGAACUGAAGCAGAGAGAGGAGGAGGCGACGCAAGCUCAGCAACAAGCUGAUGUAAAAUUGCUCGAGGCCAAAAAGCUCGCUUCACAGUAUCAAAAGGAGGCUGACAAAUGCAGUUCAGGCAUGGAUACAUGUGAAGAAGCUAGGGAGAAGUCAGCAGACUCACUGCUCGAUCAAAAGAAACUGACUGCUUUGUGGGAGGAAAGGGCUCGGGAACUAGGAUGGAAACCCGGGAACGGCAAAUCACAUGGGAAUCAGUAGGCGAUGGAUAUGGCAUGCCGAGCAACAGAGAUCUCGUUCACCUCUGGUGACCUCUAUAUCCCUUUCUGCUGCCACGGGCUUCCUUGUCCAUAGCUAAUUUUGUAUCCAGCUUGUACUAUACGGCCAUAGCUGUUUGUGAGCGAUAUGUUAAAUUGGUAUGAAACUCGUCACCUGUAGAUCUUGGAAGUGAUUAUUGGUUGUCUACGAUGGUGGUAACUGAGGAGUUGAUCUUAUUUCUACCAA